CAAAACCCUAAUCUUAGUUUGAGCUAUCUCUCUUCCUCUCUUUUUUUCAUAGUGUAAAAUCCUUACACUACACCAAAAUCAUGGUUGAGAAGAACAUUAUGUCUACUUUCCUUUUGGUGUUGUCUUUAAACUUAGGAAUGAGUUUUGGAGUAGAGACAUUGCAGACAUGGUGUAUUGCAAAGCCUUCAACACCAGAUUCAACACUGAAGAACAACCAAUUUUAUGCCUGUGAUCAUCUCGACGAACACGAUUGCGACCCCAUUGAACAAGAUCAUCCUUGCUACAACACAAAUUCACUCAUGCUUCAUGCUUCAUUUGCCAUGAAUCUUUACUUUCAAAGAAAAGGAAGGCACCCUUGGAAUUGUGACUUUGGCAAAUAUGGUCUUAUCUCCCUAAACAAUCCAAGCAUUGGCAGCUGCAUUUUAAGUGGUGGAGAAAUUUCAGUGGACUUAUCUUCUGUGGGAAAGUGGUGUGUGGCUAAUCCAGUGAGCAAUAAUCAGAUGCUGCAGGACAACAUUGACUAUGCCUGCAGCCAUGUAGAUUGUAGCCUAAUUAAAACUGGUGGUGCUUGUUAUGAUCCAAGUAACCUCAUAAGCCAUGCCUCAGCUGCCAUGAACCUUUUCUAUCAAGCCAAUGGGAAGCAUGAUUCGAGCUGCGAUUUCAUGGGUACCGGCGUAAUUGUCAUAACUGAUCCGAGUUAUGGCGAUUGCAAAUUCGAGUAUCUUAACUGAGUUUUAAAAAUAAUCCAAAGAAUGGUUUUCAGAGAAGUACUUAAUUAAACAAAUGAGAUGAUUAUGAUAUUUGAAUUGGCUUUUGCAGCCUAUCUUAUGAGUGAUUAGUGUGGUUACUUGUAAUAAGUUUAAAGAGCUUUUUGUUUGUUUUGUUUUUUGAGCUGUUUUAUAAGAGUUAGAACAUAACAAGUUGUGAAUAAAGAAGAUUAAUUUCUUAGAUAUCUCUUUUGCUUUGUUGUACCAUUUUA
Molecule: messenger RNA, 979 nt
Organism: Humulus lupulus (European hop)
Lineage: Eukaryota; Viridiplantae; Streptophyta; Magnoliopsida; Rosales; Cannabaceae
Product: glucan endo-1,3-beta-glucosidase 3-like
Exons: 7
Coding region: 81-731 (216 amino acids)
Source: RefSeq, a predicted model, not a curated record